Molecule: messenger RNA, 1698 nt
Organism: Peromyscus eremicus (cactus mouse)
Lineage: Eukaryota; Metazoa; Chordata; Mammalia; Rodentia; Cricetidae
Gene: Evl
Product: Enah/Vasp-like
Exons: 14
Coding region: 363-1571 (402 amino acids)
Biological process (GO): protein homotetramerization; actin polymerization or depolymerization; positive regulation of actin filament polymerization
Cellular component (GO): cytoskeleton
Molecular function (GO): profilin binding; actin binding; SH3 domain binding
Source: RefSeq, a predicted model, not a curated record
CCAGUAGUCUGAAAUAUAGGGUCAGGAUCAGAGAGCUUCAUUAACCCAGGAUAUCUCAACAUACUGGUGAUCACUGUGAACACUGUGGCCAUGGGUGAGAACCAUGAGAACCUUCCAGGAUUGUUGGCACCAGAAUCUGCAAUCAUGUAGAGACCCAGGCCCUGUCUGAAACUCACACUGAGCCAGAACCACUUAAGGGGAUCUGGGGACUUGUUUUGUAAUAAGCACUUUGUUAGUUCUUACAACACACACAAUUUUGAGAGCCGUGGGCAUGGAGUGAGAGAAGAAAUUGGAAAUAGCUCACAUUUGGGAAACAGCAAGAUUUAAGUGAACAGAGUAUCUGCCAAGCGCGGGCUUCCGUGAUGGUCUACGAUGACACCAGUAAGAAAUGGGUACCAAUCAAGCCUGGCCAGCAGGGAUUCAGCCGGAUCAACAUUUACCACAACACUGCCAGCAACACCUUCAGAGUUGUUGGAGUCAAGCUACAGGAUCAGCAGGUUGUGAUCAAUUAUUCAAUCGUGAAAGGGCUGAAGUACAAUCAGGCAACACCCACCUUCCACCAGUGGCGAGAUGCCCGUCAGGUCUAUGGCUUAAACUUUGCAAGUAAGGAAGAGGCAACCACUUUCUCCAAUGCAAUGCUCUUUGCUCUGAACAUCAUGAAUUCCCAAGAAGGAGGCCCCGCCACGCAGCGUCAGGUGCAGAAUGGCCCCUCUCCUGAGGAGAUGGACAUCCAGAGAAGACAAGUGAUGGAGCAGCAGCAGCACCGCCAGGAGUCUCUGGAGCGAAGAAUCUCUGCCACAGGGCCCAUCCUCCCACCAGGGCAUCCCUCAUCGGCAGCCAGCGCCACCCUCUCAUGUAGUGGACCUCCACCCCCACCUCCACCCCCAGUUCCACCUCCACCCACAGGGGCUACGCCCCCGCCCCCACCCCCUCUGCCCGCUGGAGGAGCCCAGGGGGCCAACCACGAUGAGAGCUCUGCAUCAGGACUGGCUGCUGCCCUGGCCGGAGCCAAGCUGAGGAGGGUGCAGCGGCCAGAAGACGCGUCUGGAGGCUCCAGUCCGAGUGGGACCUCAAAGUCCGAUGCCAACCGGGCCAGCAGCGGGGGAGGAGGAGGAGGCCUCAUGGAAGAGAUGAACAAACUCCUGGCCAAGAGGAGGAAAGCAGCCUCCCAGACAGACAAGCCCGCUGACAGAAAGGAAGACGAGAGCCAAACGGAAGAUCCUAGCACCUCCCCAUCCCCAGGGACCCGAGCCACCAGCCAGCCACCUAAUUCCUCAGAGGCUGGCCGAAAGCCCUGGGAACGGAGCAACUCGGUGGAGAAACCUGUGUCCUCGUUGCUGUCCAGAACCCCGUCUGUGGCAAAGAGCCCCGAAGCUAAGAGUCCCCUUCAGUCGCAGCCUCACUCUAGGGUGAAGCCUGCCGGGAGUGUAAAUGAUGUGGGCCUGGAUGCCUUAGAUUUGGACAGGAUGAAACAGGAAAUCCUGGAGGAGGUGGUUCGAGAGCUCCACAAGGUAAAAGAGGAGAUCAUUGAUGCCAUCAGGCAGGAGCUAAGUGGGAUCAGCACCACGUAAGAUGGCGCCAGCCGUGGAGGAUCACGAGGAGCUGUGCUAUCCCCAGCACACAGCAAGCCUGCAGAAGCUGGGAUGUGCUUAAGUCUCAACCUGUGAUACAAUAUUAAAAUGAGGAGACAAACUUCAA